This is a messenger RNA of Hyaloscypha bicolor E, 1454 nucleotides long. RefSeq lists its product as uncharacterized. The record is from RefSeq and is a predicted model, not a curated record. Lineage: Eukaryota; Fungi; Ascomycota; Leotiomycetes; Helotiales; Hyaloscyphaceae. The transcript is spliced from 5 exons. Bases 199 to 1335 code for a protein of 378 amino acids.
UCGACUUUCGCUCAUUUUCACUGUGCAUAUUCUCGAGAUUCUCGUCACCACGGCCCCAACGACCAUACAACGAGGACGACACUCAUUGAAGACUAUUGUUAUAGGAUUGGGAAAGCAUUGAUUGCUUAGGAGCGUUGAAAGAGAGAAUAACUUCAAACCGCCAACACCUCAUCCUUUGAAUCGAUCACCAUAUCCAAAAUGCAGUUCACCACCUUGUCUGUGGCCCUCUUCGCGGCCUUGGCCACCGCUCACCAGCAUGCGGCUCAACACUUCCACCCUCGCCGUCAAGGGAACUCUUCGACCACUGAUGCUGGUGCUCAAACAACGUUGACUGUCUAUGCCGAGGUCACCCACACAAUUACAAGCUGUGCGGCCACCAUCACAAACUGCCCAGCAGGCCAUUCAGAGGCCACAAAUGUGAUGGUGGUCACAGAUACCAUUACAGUGGAUACGACCGUCUGCCCUGUUACCGAAGCCGCGUCCGCAAGCUCAGCAAUCUUGGCAUCAUACACAAGUGCCUCGGGUUCAGCACCUCUAUCUUCACCAAGCACUUCUUCCACAAACGGAGUGGCAGGUGUCGUAACAACUCCUUCUUCUAACGCCACCGUACCAACGUCGCUAGGCACAGGAGUUGGUGUCGCUUCCACGCCUACAGCUUCUGCUUUGAACGGCACUGUCCUCACAUCUUCAGCCACGGAAAUCCCUGUGACUUUGACUUACACGCUUGGAUCCGGCACAUCCACCACCGUUGUUACAACCACCAUCGCAAAGACUCAAACCGCCACUGUCUACGCCACCCCGGCCGCUUCUGGCAGUGAGUCCUCUGGUACGUCUGGAGAAGGUGGGAACAAUAACAAUGCGGUUUCGCCCACUGACAGCACCACCACGUUGACCCAGUUCUCAACGUCCACCAAAUACAUCACUGUCUCCCAAGUCGCCACUGGAUAUCCGGCCGGAUCUACUGAAGCAAAUUCUGGAGACGUAGCAGGUAGCUCUGGAGCAGUUUGCGCUCCAGUUACAGUUACAGUCACCCAAGCUGCGCUGACCAUUACUACCGAGACGGCUUCACCGGUCGCCGCAACUCAGAACUCAGGUGCUGCCGCCUCCGGUGCCAACGUGAACGUAGUUGCUUCCCCCUCAAACCCCGGCCCUGUCGUGGUUCUUUCUACUGCCACUGUUGUUCCCGUCCCAAUGUCCACUGGAUCCCCAUACGGUAAUGGAACCCAGACAGUUACCAAGAAGAAGUGCAGCAGCAUCUUCCCAUCCUCAGGAUUCAUUUCCAAGGCGAAAAUGACUGGUACUGCGCCGAUUACGAAGGCUACUGAUAGCUACUAAACCCUUCGUUUGCCAUGAUUGGGGAAACGGGGGACGACGAGUGGGGAGAUGGAACAAAACAAAUCUUUGCCUUCUUCUUGUUCCUUUAGACUUUUUUGGUGCCUUACCUUUGGCAUUUU